Didymodactylos carnosus is the source of this 333-nucleotide messenger RNA. NCBI's taxonomy places the organism in Eukaryota, Metazoa, Rotifera, Eurotatoria, Philodinida, Philodinidae. The record is from the annotation of a GenBank genome assembly.
AUGCUAGUUAUAAUCUAUUCAGUUUUAGUUUCUCGUUUACUUGCUCGUUCAUCGGCUCGAAUGACAUCCGUCAAACCAUCAGCGUCCGAUGAAAACGUGUCUUUUGCUUCAAUAGUACGAAAAUCAACAUCAUCUGGCAGUACUAUGUCAGAUAUUGGCGUCGCUGGUACCGCUCCAUCUCUUGCUCAAAGUCUUGUUGAACCACGUUCAUCGAUGGUCCAGAAGCCAAAGAGUUGUUGUGGCGCCUAUAUUCAUUUCAUACUACAUUCACUAUGCCUAUUAUGCAAAUGUCGGUUAUCACCAUCAACUGAUGAUCAUCAUGAAGUACUUUGA